AGCGCUGCCGCGGCCGAAAAACGCUGCUUCCCGUGCGGCGGAGGCUCUCCGGUGGUGCAUUGAGCAGUGGUCGUACGCGAGAGCGCUGGAGACAGCUCGCCCAAUUCUUCGGCACCGCUGUUUUGCCAGUCUUGAGCUGCCAGUGUUGUGCCAGACCACACAAAUCCAUUGCGCAAUCGUCAAAGAAAAUGACGAAAUGCUGCGACGACAAGAAUAAUGACAUCGAAUCGGUCAACGCCUGGCUGCGCAAGGACGCGCCCGACGAGUCGUCUCGGCCCGACGUGCCGAUAGACACGAAUCUCCCGGAUCCCGCGCUGCUGCCGGAAGCUCCACCUUUAUACAGACGGCUGCCGCGGCUCUGCGCCUGGAUUUUCAGGGAACCGCUGGCGGCCCUGGUCCACGCCGUCGCGUGGGCGUGCUGCCUCGUCGCGCUCUUCGCGUUGCUGCGGCCGAUGGUCGCGAAGAGCUGCGCGUUCGGCUACGCGGUGCGGAUCGUCCUGAGUUUCCUCACAAUCCGAUUGCUAGGGACGCUCUUCGCGCGCUACCUGCUCUACCAGUUCGCGCUCGUCUACGCGUUCCAUCGCGAGACGACGCUGCGCGACCUGACUGUGGCGCGGCUCCAGUUCCGGAGUAACCGGGGCUCGGCGCUGUUUGGUAUUGUUGUGGCCGUCCUCGGAUUGUUCCUCCUGCGGGGCAUCGCCGCCGACGGCACGGACGCGCUCUGCGGCGCGCCGGCGGAAACACCAUUUAGCGGCGCGGCAACAGGCCUUGACAUGGUCCUGUACGCGCUCGUACUCGCCUUGCCGGCGUCGUACUGGGUCCUCUACUCGUACGGCGCGGACCCCGUCGAGGAGCAAGACAUCGCCACGAAGCGGCGCCUCCACCAGUGUUCGCACCAGCACGCGCGGGGCUGACAUUAGGGGUGGAUCCGCCACGGAAAACUUGACGCCAUGACGCCCCUGCACGGGGCCGACCGUCAUAAUUUCAAUU
This is a messenger RNA of Pelagomonas calceolata, 990 nucleotides long. Lineage: Eukaryota; Pelagophyceae; Pelagomonadales; Pelagomonadaceae. The record is from the annotation of a GenBank genome assembly.